Molecule: messenger RNA, 11095 nt
Organism: Antechinus flavipes (yellow-footed antechinus)
Lineage: Eukaryota; Metazoa; Chordata; Mammalia; Dasyuromorphia; Dasyuridae
Gene: ASPNAT
Product: N-acetyltransferase 8 like
Exons: 3
Coding region: 401-1294 (297 amino acids)
Cellular component (GO): mitochondrial membrane
Molecular function (GO): L-aspartate N-acetyltransferase activity
Source: RefSeq, a predicted model, not a curated record
GGGAGAAUGACACACGCAAAACCGGAGAAAGGCACUGCUGUAGUAAUUUGCAAUCAAACGCCAAAGCGGGGGAGGUGUUUCUCUUCCCCACCCCUCGAGAUCACAUGGUGACCCUUCUCAGCCAAUGCAAUGGACGCUAGGACCCUGCGGGACCCCGGGAUCCGAGAUUGCACCGGCUCUGCCGCAUUAUAAAUACUUCUCCAAAAUGCACCGCUGUUCCUUUCUAUCUUUCCAGCUGGUUCCAUCCGUUUCGGGCUCAUAAACGACCAACCACAGGCUUGGGGGGAGGGGGGGAAAGAAGAGCCCACUCACGGCAUUCCUUUUAAAAGAUAUUCUAGUAUUUAAGUUAAUAUUUAUUUAUUAUUUUUUGCACACCUAGUCUCUUUGCCGGCCAGUUUGCAUGCAUUGUCUGUCUCCCAAAAUGGUUUGCGAGACGAAAAUCGUGGCAGAAGAUCAUGACACCAUCCCCGGCGCCAAGAAAGACACAGUGAUCGUGUCCUCCUCCCAGAUGUGGCCCUCGCUCUCCGGCGGCUCAGCGCCCUCCCCGGCGCCGCCGAUGCCGCCCCCCAGCGCGGCGGCCGGCGAGGUGGCGGGUGAAGAUGGCAAAAAGGAGCACGUCUGCAUCCGCGAGUUCCACCCUGCAGAGCAAGACACGGUGCGCCGCAUCUUCUAUGACGGCAUCAUGGAGAGAAUCCCCAACACGGCGUUCCGGGGCCUGAAGCAGCAGCCCUUCACGCAGCUGAUGUAUGUGCUCCUGGCGUUGCUGUGCUUUCUACUGACCAGAUGUCUGUUGCUCACCUGCUUCGUGCCUGUCUUCCUUCUGGCUAUGAGGUAUUACUACAGCCGGAAGGUGAUCCUCACCUACCUGGAGUGUGCACUGCACACGGACAUGGCUGACAUCGAGCAGUACUACAUGAAGCCUCCAGGUUCCUGCUUUUGGGUGGCCGUCCUGGAUGGCAACGUGGUGGGGAUCGUGGCGGCGCGGGGCAGCGAGGACGAUAACACGGUGGAGCUGCGCCGCAUGUCUGUGGACUCGAGGUACCGAGGCAAGGGCAUCGCCAAGGCCCUGGGCCGCAAGGUGCUCGAGUUUGCCGUGCUCAACAACUACUCGUCCGUGGUGCUGGGGACGACGGCGGUCAAAGUGGCCGCGCACAAGCUCUACGAGUCCCUGGGCUUCAAGCACAUGGGGGUGGUGGAGCACUACGUCCUGCCGGGAAUGACGCACUCCCUGGUGGAGAAGAUGUUCUUUCAGCUCCGCUACCACCGCUACCGCCUGCAGCUACGCGAGGAGUAAAGCGCCCUUUCAACAGCCGGAAAAACCAAACCCAGCCCUGACCCGAUGGUUCUCCUCCCUCUUUUCCAAACGCUUAACCCAGCACUUUCAUGGAUUGUGGUUUGUUUGUUUUUAAGUUGUAUGGUUUAUUUGGCCGGAUUUUUGGGGGGAGGCAGGGUGGGGGGAGGGGAAGAAGAUCUGAUUAUUUCAUUAUUUAAAAACUUUUUUCUUUUUUUCUUUCUUUCUUUUUUUUUUUUUUUUGGUGGUCGUUGGUUUUGAGUUGGUUGCCGCCCCCUCCCCACCCCUCUAUCCCGAUCCCAUCCCAUCUUCGAUUCGCUUCCCACAUCCCGUCAGUAUCCACACGGACUCUGACCAAGACGAAGACAACAGAAGUAAUAAUUCAACGAGCAGGCGGGCAGUCUGCCCGGGCCGGCGGACGCGGCUGCUCUCGGAGCGCCCCGAGCCCACGGCCGUCCUCCUCACGCUGGAGCCCCAUGAGCCACUUCUCCCGGGUGAUCCACGGAGGGGCUCUGGCCUCCCGCGUCAGCUGAAACUGCUCAGUCCGAGCCCGCACCCCACGCACUCUUCUCCAUCUCCCACGUAACACAGAGACUUAAGCACAGAGACUGAAAGCAGAAACACUAGAGAAAACAGACCUUUCCCUCUGGUCCCCAGCCCUCCCUCUUCCCUGGCCCGGUGUACAUAGAGCAGCCUCACCGUCCACACGCAAGCUCUAGGAGCCGCCCCUUCCAGCGGAUUGUCACUCCCCUCCCCCCUCCGCCUCCCACCCCUCAACUUGCGGGCAUUUCCCAGCAUGAUCCUGGCCUGUAAGGAGGACAUGCACUAUUUGUCCCAGGCCUGGUGGUCAGUGGUCAGCGGUCCACCGGGAGACCAGCAUGGGAAGCCGCUUUGCUGUACUGCAUGAAGAGGAUGUGCCUGCUUGUGCUUGCAAUCAAAGGCUCACUCGUAGCACUACCAUCCGGGCAAUGACCUUGCACUUUUUUUCUGGAUGUGCCUCAUUCUGCCAAAAUCGUCUGAGGGAACCCCUGGUGCAUCCGAUGACUGAGACUCUCUCCCUCCUCCCGUCUCCUCUCACUCCCUCGAGCCUCCUCAGCCCCUUCUCUCUCUCUCUCUCUCUCUCGACCUAAGCCAGCAAAAGACUUAACCCAUCGGACCCGUGGAGAUCCAGUGUAAUAUAGUGUAAAAUAGCAGCCUCUGAUUUCUCUGCCCUCCCGCCCCGCCUCCGGUGGGCAGCCCUGUCCCCACCGGAGCUUUGGGCCGGACUCUGGCCGCCACUAUCACCCGGCCUCUUUUCCCACAUCCCCGCUUUAUGAUUUCACAUCAUUAAGUUUUCUCAUGUUUAUUUGUGGUCCUACUCCCUUCCCCAGUCUUUCUCCCCUUUCCUUUCCUUGUCCUUCCCUUCCUGUGCUCCCCUCCCCCUCCUUAUCUUACUUUAUGAGUUUAUUUUAUUUUGGCUGUGGCUGAACGGUGUCAUUGAAGCCUAGGGGAGGGCGGGUUCCUAUGGCAACACAUUUGCACAUUAAUGUGCCCACCCAAUCCAGCCCCUUCCGCAGAGCCUUGGCUGGGGAAGCUAGCGGCCCGAUUAUCCUAAGCAGCUGCCUGUUAGAUAAGCAGAGCGGGCCUGGCCCCGCCACAGAGGGAAGGCGCCGCUUGACCGUGGCCCAGUGUGUGCCAGGCAGACUGGGCGUGGGUCUGCAUGGAGGAUGGAUGUACAGUGCCUGUCCCGGGGAGCGGCCCAGACGACAGCUUCUUCUCGCCUGAAAUCGUACCUUUUUUUGUAACUUAUUUAACAGAAUAGCAACUUUGCAUGACUUUACUGUCUUGGGAAAAACCGGUAGGUUAUACUUAAAAAAGAAAAAAACCACAAAAACAUACAGAAAAACCACACCAAAAAAAGAAAAAACAUAAAACAAAACAACGUCAACAACAACAAAAAAAACAACCCACCACAGCAGUGCCAGAAAUAGCCUCUAUUUCUGGUCCCGCUUGGCUGGGCGGUGGGUGGGAGGGUGGGAAUUGGGGGGUGGGGGGUGGAAGAGGGACGCAGGUUUAUAAAUUUAAAGGGAAACCCCGAUUUAGCUUAGUUCUCACACCCAGGGAGAGAAAAGUGCUCCUGAUCUACAAUGUAUUAUUAUUCUGCUCGUCCUUUGUUUUCUUUUAAAGAAAAAUCACUCUGAUGAACUCGACAAGGGACAGCACAAAUGUUGAUUUUGCUUGGACUCUAAGCUAGGAAGUAGUUUGGUGUGAAGCACUCGGGCUGGUCGAGGAAAGGAGCAAAGGUGGGACCCGGUACAGAAAAUGCCCAGCCUGUGGGAGCCAUGGUGGGUGAAGGCGUGGCCGUGUUGUUGGGAGGGUGGAUGGAGAGAAUCAUGUAUGUCACUGACGGGAGCUUCCUUGGGCUUGGAAGAACUAAUCUUUCCAUUCCAAGGCCGCUUGGAUGCCUGGCACCGAGUGGGGGAGAUUCCCCAUAGGGGCCCUGGCACGCCAGCCCUGUGGUGUGUCUGAGAACACCCUGUGGUUGGGGUUGGGGGAGGAGAAGACCCCGGGAGGAGCCUCCUGAGAGGGGAGGAGGGAGAGCCUGCAGUGAGGGUGGGGGAGGAUCAGAGCAGAAGGAGCUCCUCUGGGGGUGAGGAGGAGGAAGGUCAGCUGAUGGAAGGUCAGAUGUGGCAUUUGAUGGUGAUUCCACUGGAAGUGCUGGCAUUUGAGCUGAGCAAUGAGAGUAAAGCUCUUUCUCUAAGCCUCCUCCUCUCCAGCAGUCCUUGGUGCACAUCUCGGGGUGUAGGUGGGAGAGGGCCAGCUAGGGUCCUUGCACCUCCCCACCCAGUGCUGUGGCGGGGGGUAGUGGGGAACUAAGCCAUGGCCCCAAGUGCUGACCGGAACAGGCAGGGGAUGUUCCCCGGCGGGGAUGGGGAGGCAGAAGGUGAAUUCUGACUUCCCUCACCUGCUCCACGUGCAGUAAAAAGCUAAGGCUGAGCUGCGCUGGGCCUGGCCAGUGAGGGUCAAAUGUAGACCAUGGAGAGUACUUAUUUUGAAAGCAAAUGAGUUUGUUUAAAGCAGCUUAUUAAAGGGGUAUGAUAUAUUAUAUAUUUAAAAUUUUUUUAAAGAUACACAAAAACAAAAAACCAAACGCAACAAACCUUUGUAUGCCGUACAUUUCUCCUCCCACGGAAGGAAGUAUGUCCUCUGGGUAGGAAUCGGAAUUUUGUAGAUUGUACAGAAAUGGGCGCAGUAUUUUCUUGCCAUUUUCAGUGAUUUUGUUACCCUGCACUCAAUAGACAGAUGUGAAGUGUUAGCAAAAUAGAAGAAAACAGAACAGUUUGUGCCUUUUUUUCUCCCUCCGGUCGGUUUGGUUUUCAGUGGGGGCUUUUGGGGGGUGGGGGGUGUUCUGUGUUCUCUCGUUUGAGAUUUCUUUUGGCUGUUGCUGGCACGUCACUGCACUAAGACAUUUCCAGAAAAGGAAAAUGACAAGUAUUUUCAUGAUGGGGUGGGGGGGGUGGGGGGGAGACAGAGAGUCUGACUUGGGCAACUUUUUUUUUUUUUUAAACCGGGGUUAUUUAGCGAAAGAAUGUCGCUGGUUUUCUUUGAUUCCUGUGCCUUUGUAACCUGCCUCACCUGUAGCUGUGCUAAGCCAAAACUGGAGCCGAGGGUCCUCCCCCUCCCCCCCAAGGGCCGAAGGGACAGCUCCGCUGCCAACCUCCUGCCAACUGGUGAAAGUGCAGCUUCUCAUUGGGAUUGACCAAAGCACUUUUGUGUUUGUUGUUUAGUUGCUUUUAAGACACAUGUGCUCGACAAAGGGAUGACUUUAAGGGGGUGACCUUUGAGCCCACAAAUGACGCAGGCACUGACUGCAAAGCCGUACCUGUAAUUUCAGGAAUCGGGCCGCUGCCUCGGAAAGAUCCCCGUUCUCCCCUGUCCACUGUACAGGCCACUGGGAACCAUGUCAUGGCACCUAGGAGAUUGUUGGAAUCCAGUCCAGAAUUUAGAAGCAUUCGGUCCCCUAGAAAAAAGGGGCCAGUCUUGCCUCCUUUUCCCAAGCCGUCCCCGGAAGGGCUCGACCUCCUGGGUUGGCAAGCUGGCUACCUCGAGGACCUUCCCACCUUCUUAAUUGCUGCCCUUCCAUUGCUGCCAAUAUGCAGGGAACGUAUCUGCCACUUGCACUGAAUGGCCAUAGGCCUAGCGCCUGCCACGUUAGAACUGUGAAGUUUCUCUUCCAGAAACUUUUUGCAUCCUGUUUUCCCAGCUCCUGACCAUCCCUCGCUGGCUGCUGUCCCACUUUGUGGUUGGCGUUUGCCGUGGGCAGGCAAAAUCCUUUUCUGAUUGUGUCUAAGCUUCUCUAAGCCUGUACAGAAUAACAACAGUGUAAAUAUUUUCUGAUUACCUGAGUGCGUUACAGCGUCCGUCCUGGUGACCCUUGAGACUAAUUCUGGGGGCAAGAACCUUUAAGGACAAACUCUUCUGAUGUGUGUGUUUCUAGGGCAUUGUCAUCCCCCAGUACCCAGAGCCACUUGUUGAGCAAAUGUGCACUGAGAAGUGAAUUUUUUAAAGUUUGUAGAAAACUUCUGAUGUUACUUCUACUACCUCUGUAAGGCUGUUCAGGUGGAGUUCCUCUUGAAUGAUGUGGGAUUAAAAAAGAGGGAGAAAUAUGCAGUUCUCAGACCAUAGUGACUCUACCCUGGGAUCCCGAAGUCCCUUAAUAUUCCCCAGUGAGGCCUUUAGCCUGAAUCUGUAGAAGGACCUUUCUGUUGCAGCGUUCCGUUGCAAGGCUGAAGCCCACUUUCUCUUUGGUUUUCAUCACUUUGGUGAUGCAGCUGAAGGUCAAAAGCUCGUGAGGCCUUCAGAGUUUGCCCCUUGAAGACAGCUGAGGGAGGCCACCCGCCCUAUUCCCCUCACCCCUACCAUGAGCACUGUGGCCGGUUCCAGAAUUCCACUCCAUCCCUCAAAGGGCAAGUGGUCUCCACGGCCUGCUAGGCAGGUCCCUUGAAUGGCUUUGCGAAACCAGACUUACUGGAGAGCCUAACAUUUUCUGUCCCGCCCAGCCAAAUGAUCACUUGUCGUGUCUGUCCCUAGCAGGUAGGUUAAAAAAGUAUUUCCGUCCGUGGGGUUCCGUGAAACGAACCUGGGUGGUUUGUGUUCGGCACGAGAUUUGCAUCCUCCCAGGGCCAGAAGCUCACGCCUUCCCGGAUGAUCUGAAUUCAUCGGCGGGCCCUACUUUGGAGUUUGGGUUUCUCAGGAGAGUUUAGGUUACGCAGAUUGUGAUGUAUGGCUAGCCUAGGUAUUCUGAGGUGGAGGCUGAUUCUCCAUCCUUAUUUGCUGAGGACACAGGUCUAGGAUCACAGUGGGGCGUCGGAGCUGGGCUCGUGGUGCUUGGAGACCUUUUGAGUCCAGCUCCUUCACUUUACAGAGGCCAAAUGAUGGGGAUUGGCUUGCACAGUCCCGUGGCUAGUAGGUGGUAGAGUAAUGAUUUGAAACCAAAUGUUCAUUUUCUUUUUCUUACAUGUCCACAUGCAUCAGGUUCCAGUUGAUCUAUAGUUGGUAUCAUGGAGUGUGCCGCAAGGCUACUCUAAUGCCCAUGGUUAGGAUGUGCCCUUGUGAUAAGUCUUCUCCCCCUUUGCCGUCCCCCACCACGUAGAAAGGACGGACACGAUCAAACUCGAUUCGAGGCACUUCUGAUGGGGGGGAGAGGGCUCUGGCCAAAGAAGCUGGGUACCUUCCAUGGUGAGGAAGGAGGGCAGCCUGGUAUCCAUACCUCCCAGCUUCCUUUUCUCAAGCCAUCAACACAUCCCAGAGCGAUAGCCCUUUUCCAGAUGGCUUCUGGCCCUUUUUUCUAGAAUGCAGAUAAGCAGUUGUAGGGGGUGGGUAGAACAGCAUAGAGGCUGUUCCCUUCCCUCAGCACAAGGAGGAAGCGGGACAAGAGAAGGGCUCUCCCGUCUGAAAUAAUCACUGUCCUGGGGAGCCACCCUCUUUCCAGAUGAUCACAAUUCUAUCCCACCGGGAUCACUGGGCCUUGUCAGGAUAGAAAACCCAAACCUAUGAAUUUUUACCCCAAAGAUGCAGUUAAAGCAUGCCUUUGCAUUCAGAAAGAUGUCCCCACAUUAUGACUGAAUAGAUUAGUUCAAUGGCAACCAUAAUUUAGAAUUGACUUGAGUUGAUCGGUUCACAAAUCAUGGCUGAUGGUUACCAGCUGUGGGUAGAACCCGGGAGCAUAUUUCCAAAUUCUGUUUUCCCAUGCAAAGUCAAUAGACAUUGAGUUUUUGCUUCCAAUAUUUGCCUGUCCCAAUAUGCAAUAAUAAGGUUCUUUAUUAAUGUUUUAAAAAGACAGACAGCUUCUCAGACAAGAGAAAUCAUUUGGAAUGAGGAUUGGGACAUUCAGUUCCUCACCGAUGGAUCUACUCUGAGUUCCUAAUCAAAUGCUUAGGCCCGGCUGAGAACAUUUCGGAUUGCGGUGUGCUCUAGUGCUAUUUGUUUAGAACUGAGGCGUGGGGAUAUCUUUCUGUGCUGAUUUUCUGAGAUCCCCUCUGGCCCCAGUCAUCUGCAGGCUUUGAGAAUGUUAAGGGGUGGGGGAAUGUGUCCUUGUCACCUUCUGGACUUCUCUAGCUGCAGGAUGCCCUUUUGAAUACUACCUGGAUGAGGAUCCCAGAAUCUCCCGAGUCGGAACCACCUCAAAGGUGGUAUUUGAUUAAAAUUAAGAACCCCACCACCUCAAAGGCAACCCAUUUUAAUAUUGGACAGAUCUAAUCCUUUAAGGAAGUGUUUCUUUAUUUUGGAUUGAAAUAUUCUCCUGAUAUGUACUUGUUGGUCCAAGUUCUGUUCUCUGGGGCCGAGCCUAAUCCCCACAAUAACCUCAAAUACUUGAAGACACUGAUCGUGUCCUUCAUCCCCUUGUCCUCCAAAGUUUUCUCUUCCAAGUCCAAUAUACCCAGCCCUUCGACCAUCCUAUAAUAGUCUAGAUCUUCAGGGGAUGUUCAGGCUCCCAAGGGCAGAUCUCAUUGUCCUGCAGGGAGAAUUUCAUUUGCCACCUAAAUAAGCAGCAUGAAGCUGACUCUUCAUGGACUGGCACUCAAUUCUGAAAAGGAGCAGAGGCACCCAAAGAUGACUCGAAUUAGAAUUCCAACAUAGACAUCAUGCCAUAGAAAGGGAAACUGAAAUACAAGAGUAAUUGAUUCCAUUGAACUUUCUCCCAUUCUUCCUUUUUUCUAAUCACUACCCUUAAUAACUUGAGAAUAAGGGACUGGCCUCUCUUAAAAACCCAAGUCUGGGCAUGUAGGAAACCGCUUGUGUCAUAAUUUUGUUAGGGGACUGCACUACUGUUAUCUGAUUUCUUUCUCUAAGAUAUCGCCAUUUAAAUAUGCAACAUGACAAGAGUAACCCAGUCCUGGGAACUUGAGUGAUGAUGGUAGGGCUCAAGAACAACAGCAAAAAUUGGCACGGGCUUUGAGCAAAUUACCUUUCAGGUGACAAGCGGUUAGUCUUCUAACUAACUAGUGUUUGGAGUUGGGGCGUAAGGGAGAGAACCGAUUGCCAGACAAAGGAGGAGAAAACGAUGGGUUCUGAAAUUAGGAGUCAGCGCAUCUCUGUAACAAAUACCCAGGGCAGCCUGCACCAAGUGGCAGCUGAUCCGAAAGCAAACUGAGCCUCUGCUAGAAUGAUUUUCCCAGCGUUCUGUAGUCCAAGGAUGUAUUUAAUUGUCUGUGUUGUAUUUAUUAUUCAUUUUAUUAUUUAAGUAGGUCUUAAAUGAAGCACACUUUUUAAUGAAUUAUUUUUGGCAUUGGGCUGACCUGUUAGGUAGCGGUAAUGUGGUGUGUACUUUACUUGUGAUGACUGUACUUGGACUAAGGCCCUUUCGAGAUGAAUUUUAGGGAAGGGAGAGAGUCUCCCUGUUUGGCAUAUUUCGGACUGAAUAGACUAUUUUUUGCUAACUUAUCUGUAGUGAAGUGCUUUACAUGGAGUUGACAUCAGCUGAAAAGUGGAGCUGAUAUGACCUGAGGGCAGAAUUCUCCACGUGGUUGAGCCAGUGAUCUGAGAUGAGCACUUUCUGGAAGGGGACAAUCUCAUCCCUCAGCCAUUCUGAUUCACUCUGGGCAUCUCCCGGUCUCAGCUCCACUGAGUGAGAUGUUCAACGUUCUUGUAUUUUCUACGAUCAACAUAGUAUGUACUGUACUUUGAAAAAAAGAAUGGGGUUACAGGAUAAUUAUCCAAGUCACGUUCUCUUGGCUGAACGUCUUUUUUUAAAAACAGCAAUAAUUAGCCAUUUUAGAGAAAAUUGGUUUGCGUGCUAUGUUGUGUGUAUAUAUGUGUUUUUUGCGCGUGUGUAUGUGUACGUGUGUGUGCAGGGGGUACUGGUGGCAAAGGAAAUUGAAGUUCUGAAAGUGGCGGCGGCUACGGGCUGCCAUUGAUGGUGCCCUUGCAGAGUUCAAUAGAGAAUGAGCUCGGUAAUUCAAGAUGUCUGCAGCUGAGCCCUCUGAGAUUCCUUGGAUGACAAGCAGCAUAGAUUAACUGGGAUGAGGAGAUCUAUAUAAGGUCUAAAGCUCCAAGUCAUUCUUGGGCUUUCUGAGAGUGCAGCUCAUUCGGGACCUGCUUGAAUAACUAGUCCCACACUGCACCGGUCACAAACGGAAGCGGUCGACUCUCUUGGGACGCUACAUUGGGUUCUGGUUGUUCCUGUCAACCUCUACCACCUAAUUGUGUGCUAACAUUCCUUGGCAAACAGUAAUUCCAUUUGGGGUCAAUGAAUGUAGUAGCUUCGGUAUAGACGGGGAAACCUAGCAGGGAAGUUGGAGGAUGUCCAUAUGCUGGUGAAAGCCUGAGCUGGACAUCUGGAAGGACUUCACCACAAUGUGUCAGCCCAUGAUAUAUGCAAAUUACACUUCAGUAGACCCAGAGUCUUGAGGUGGUGGGUCCCCCUGAAUCAAAGCACUGUGUCUAGUGCUCAGUAUUAUGUUGGUUGAAUCGGACUGAAAUUUGGCGUGUGUUGGGGAAGUUGUGUAGGGGGACAGGGAUGAAUGGUUUGUUGGUCCUCAAAAGUUGUGUUACUGAUGGCCGCUGUAACUGUGAAAAUUAACCAGACUUGCUGUGAUAUGUUUGGUGAAAUAAGGUUAUAAAUGUGGUUAACUUAAAAAAAAUAAAACAAAAACUGAAAAGAGUCAAGAGAAUUGUGAUAUGAAAGCAAGUGACUGAUGUAAAUAAGUAUGAAUGAAUUAAAAACAUAGACCUUUUCUGGGUUUGUUUUAUUUUACGUUUGCUUAUUUUGCUGUUUUUUUUGUUUGUUCCUAAAAUUGCAUUGUGAUGAAAUGACUAGUGACUCUGUCCUCAGACCCCAGGAGGUGCCAAAAAGACCCCAUGGAAAGGUCAGGGUUGGGGGUGGGGUAGGAGGGAGAAAAGCACUUCAGGAGAUAUAGUGGGCUAGGUAAUUUACUUUUCUUUCUGCUGGCAAAUGGAAAAUAUCUGUGGUUCUCACUGGACAGGCCUUGGCCCAUGGGCUUCUUGGGUUUCGCUUUGCUAGUUCUAAUUACCCAAGAUUUGCUGACUGAUGAAAGAAGAUAGAAGGAAACUGUAGACUGAACCAGCCCCAAGUGGCAGAACCUCUGCAAGUCUGGGAGGACCUGUUAAGCGUCAGGAACAGGGCCAAGUGCUUGCACCCAGGUGGUGGGUGGGGUUCCUGGCAAUGGAAGGGGUGGGGGGGGUUGCUGCCUGGCCCAUGUAUGAUGUGUAACCAGGGAGAGUGUUUGAAUGGCCUCUCUCCCUGCCAGCACGUCCGGAUGCUGCUGUUUUUUUUUUCAAUAAAAUCAGAAUUAAAGGAAUAAA